GUGUUGUGUGGUUGAGUGCGUGCGUGCUAGCCUCGCCAUACACCAAUAAUAUUAUUUUGUAAACUUAUAUUCAGCGUGCAGUCCUGUUCUGCCAUUUCGCAUUAUUUCAUCUCUCUAUCCUGUUUUCAGACCGCAAAGCAAAAACAAAAUGGCUGCCUUCACAGCUGCCGCUCCAACCCCAUCCGUCGCCCGCCCCACUCUUAUUACUCCCAAGAGAUCAUCAGGAGUUUCAUCCUCCCCUGUUCUUGGGCUGCCAGCAAUGGUGAACAAAGGACGAGUUAGAUGUUCCAUGGAAGAAAAGCCUGCUGUUCCAGAAUUUGGCAGCUCAAAGGCAGGCAUGGAUAUGGGUAUGGGUAUGGGUAUGGGCAUGGGGGCAUCACUGAUGGCAGCAGCUUGCGCGGCAUCCGUGUCAAGCCCAGCCAUGGCCUUGGUGGAUGAAAGAAUGACCACAGAGGGAACUGGCCUCGCCUUUGGUCUGAGCAACAACAUCCUUGGUUGGAUCCUUUUCGGCGUGUUUGGUCUAAUCUGGGCUCUCUACUUCGCUUACACCUCCACCCUUGAGGAAGAUGAAGAGUCAGGGUUGUCCCUCUAAUGAAACCUACACGCUACACCCAUUUCAGUACUACUUGAUUUGAAACCAUUGUAUUGUCAUGUAGGUGUUGAAAAUUAAUUAAAGCAUGUUCAGAACGUGGGGCUUGGCCCUAGCCUCCUUGUGUUGCUAUUUGUAAAACUACAUUGCAUGUAGAAUUUGUGUCCUUGUCUCUCAAGUGUGUUCCUUCUCUCCCUUUCAUUGUUUGUUACUCGUGUAUACUUAGCUUGAUUGCCUAGAAAAAUUAGCCAACCAUGUUAAAACCGUCCUGCUGAAGUUGGGUUCGAGGAAGGAUAGAUGUACGUGUACCGUUGUCUCCAUGUGUAAAAAAAUUGUAUGUACCUCAACUCUUAUCACAAAGCAAAUGAGAAGUCUCUCCUUUGCUAAAA
Malania oleifera is the source of this 978-nucleotide messenger RNA. RefSeq names its product photosystem II reaction center W protein, chloroplastic. NCBI's taxonomy places the organism in Eukaryota, Viridiplantae, Streptophyta, Magnoliopsida, Santalales, Ximeniaceae. Gene Ontology annotation, cellular component: photosystem II; chloroplast. The record is from RefSeq and is a predicted model, not a curated record. The transcript has 2 exons. Bases 149 to 592 code for a protein of 147 amino acids. Gene Ontology annotation, biological process: photosynthesis.